UUUAGUUAUUCUACUAACUCCUGUUCACAGAAUAAUACCUUCUCUCUCUCAACUCUGAAUUCCAUAUAGAAAAGAAGAAGUUAACACCAUGGAGAUUGUGGCGGGAGCUUUUGCAGAGGCUUUGCUAGAGGAAGUGUUCGGGAAGAUGCUUUCAAAGGAGGUGCUUGAUUUCAUCCAGGGAAGGAAACUCACUGAGGGUUUGCUGAAGAAGUUGAAGAUCACUUUGUUGUCUGUGAAUGCUGUUCUUGAUGAUGCUGAGGAGAAGCAAAUAAGUAACCAAGAUGUGAAGCAAUGGCUCGAAGAGCUUAAGGAGGCAGUCUAUGAUGCUCAGGAUCUGUUGAACGAGAUUAAGACAGAAGCCUUGAGGUGCAAGGUGGAGGCUGAAUAUGGAAGCAGCACUAGUAAGAUGUUCCGAAAACUCAACAAAAAGCUCUUCUCUCCAUGGUUUUAUGCCAUUGACAAAGCAAUUGACUCCAAGAUAGAAGAAAUCAUUGAGAGACUGGAAUUCAUUGAAAAGAAAAAAGAUGUUCUUAAUUUGAAAGCAGGAGCAAGACGGAGAGCAUCACAAAUAAUACCUUCAACUUCUUUGGUUGACGACUUCACUCCAUAUGGAAGGGAUGAGGACAAAGAAACUAUCAUCAAAUUAUUAUUAGAUGAUGUGACUGAAAAUAAAGUAAGUGUGGUUCCCAUUGUGGGCAUGGGAGGGAUCGGCAAGACCACUCUUGCUCAGCUCGUAUACAACAACGUUAGAGUAAAGCAGCAUUUUGAACUCCACGCGUGGGUUUGUGUUUCAGAAGAGUUUGAUGUUGUUAGAGUGACACAAACAAUUUAUGGCUCAAUGAUCAUGUCACGAACUUGUGAUCUCGUGGACCUAAAUAUGCUUCAGGUUAAGCUCAAGGAAGCUUUGACUGGGAAAAAGUUUCUCUUUGUUCUCGAUGAUGUCUGGAAUGAGAAAUAUUUCGAUUGGGAUGUCUUGAGGCGUCCAUUUGAGUCUGGAGCUCAUGGAAGUAAAAUCAUUGUCACGACGCGCAAUGCAAGCGUUGCGUCUGUAAUGGGUACUCUUCCAACUCACCAUCUGAUGCAAAUAUCCGAAGAAGAUUGUUGGUUGUUAUUUGCAAGACAUGCCUUCAAAAGUGGAAGAGUUGGUGGAAAUCCAAAACUUGAAGUGAUUGGAAGACAGAUUAUUAGAAAGUGUAAAGGCCUUCCUUUAGCUGCAAAAUCACUUGGAGGUAUCUUAAGCUCUGAAUCAAACGUAGAGGAAUGGGAAAAUAUACUGAAGAACGAUAUCUGGCAGUUGUCAGAUAAGGAUAGCAACAUUCUGCCGGCUUUAUGGUUGAGCUACCAUUAUCUGCCUCGGCAUCUUAAGCGUUGUUUUGCCUACUGUUCGAUAUUUCCCAAAGAUUAUGUUUUCACAAAAUCGAAUCUGGUUUUUCUUUGGAUGGCUGAAGGUCUCUUACAAUCCAAAAACAAGAAAACAAUGGAAGAAGUUGGAGAGGACUACUUCAAUGAUUUACUCUCAAGGUCAUUUUUUCAACAUUCACAAGGCGAAUUUGAUCACCAACCAGUUUUCACUAUGCAUGACCUUAUCAAUGACUUAGCGAAGUUCGUAUGUGGAGAUUUUUGUGUGAGGUUGGAGGACAAUGACUCAUUGGACAUUCAGUGUAAGACUCGUCAUUUUUCGUAUAUGAAAACAUAUGGUGAUGGUUUUGAGAAAUUUGAGGCUUUAUAUGAGGCGAAGAAUUUGCGCACCUUCCUACCAUUUUCACUAACGUGUCCAAUUGUCGCAAAGUUUUAUAUGUCAGACAAGAUACUGCACGAUUUAAUUCCAACACUACAAUGUUUAAGAGUUCUAAAUUUAUCAGGCUACAACAUUAGGAAUUUGCCUAAUUCAAUUAGUAACCUGAAACAUCUUAGGCACUUGGACUUGUCUUACACUUUGAUAGGCAAGUUACCUAAUACAACAUGUACUUUGUAUAAUUUGCAAACUUUGUUGUUGUCGUACUGUCGAGGCCUUGUUGAGUUGCCAACCAACUUGGAAAGACUAAUCAACUUGCGGCAUCUUGAUAUCAGAGGAACAAAAUUAGGAAAGAUGCCACCAAAGAUGGGCAAAUUGCAGGAUCUCCAAACAUUGAGUGACUUUGUGUUGGACCAAAAUACUGCAGGGUAUGAUGACAUUGUAGAGUUGAAGGAGCUUCGGUGUCUGCGUGGAACUCUUUGUAUUUCAGGGCUUCAUAACAUUGUCCAUGUCAGGGAUGCUUUGGAGGCCAAUAUGAAGGAGAAGAAGUAUCUAAAUCAACUUGUUUUGAAAUGGGGUGGCGAUACUGAGGAUUCACAAAAAGAUAGAGAAGUCCUCGACAACCUCCAACCUCAUACGAACCUAAAAGAACUGACCAUUGUUUCUUAUGAGGGUACGAGAUUUCCAGGUUGGUUAGUCGAUCGUUCUUACUCAAACCUAGUUUGUCUUCGACUUUUGAAUUGUAAAAAUUGUUACUUCUUGCCACCUCUUGGGAUGCUGCCCUCUCUCAGAGAGCUUGAAAUUAUUGGGUUAAAUGGAGUCGUGUCCAUAGGUGCUGAGUUCUUUGGUAAUGAUGGCAGUGAAAUCCAGCAAUUUCGAUCUCUGCAAGUUUUGAUCUUCGAAAACAUGCGAGAUUGGCAAGAGUGGUCUUAUGUUGGAGGUAAUGAAGAAGGUGGAGCUUUUCCUGAUCUUUGUGAGCUUCGUCUGCGGAAUUGUCCUAAGCUAAGUGGGAGAUUACCUUUGGACUACUUUCCAAAGCUUAAAAGGCUCGUGUUGUGUCGAACUAAUAUAGAAUGUGUCACUCUUUCACAAGAAUCUGAAUGCAGCAAACUCCUAUGCCUCGAGUACCUGUAUAUAUAUUGCCCAAGUUUUGUUUGUUUUCCUGAAGGAGGGCUACAUGCACCAAACUUGACGAAUAUAAAUAUCUGUCGCUGCAAGAAAUUGAGGUCACUACCAGAACAUAUGCACACCCUUCUCCCAUCUCUUCAGUCCAUGGACAUAACAGAAUGUCCAGAACUGGAAUCUUUUCCAGACGGGGGAUUGCCAUCGAAGUUAAAAUCACUGCGGAUUGAGUCUUGCAGAAAACUGAUUGCAAAUCGUAUGCAGUGGGAUCUUGGAAGACUCACCUCUCUCCGAGACUUAAGAGUUGACUUCAAUGAAUGUGGAGAAGUAGAUUCAUUUCCAGAGGAGGGGCUACUGCCAACUACUCUCAGCUCUCUCUCCAUCUCCACUUUUUCGAAUCUUAAGACCAUGGAUGGAAAUGGGUUGACAAACCUCAUCUGUCUUAAAUAUUUGGCAAUUCGGAGAUGCCCUGAGCUCCAGAGCUUGCCAGAGGAAGGGCUGCCCACUUCUCUUUCACUUCUAGAAAUCUUUUAUUGUCCUUUGCUAAAACAACGAUGUCAGAGAGAAAAAGGUGAAGAUUGGCCCAAGAUUGCUCACAUCCGUCACAUAAUGAUCGAUGGAGAACAGAUAUGAUGUGCCAUGUCUGAUCGAUCCUAUUAGCAUUAUCUGGUGCUUGUUCUGCAGUCUCUGCUCAUAAGUUUAAACUGAUAUUUAUUUAGCUGAAGAACUGCAAAACUCAUGUAUGGCUAUAUCUAUACCAGUGCAGCGGUUAUAUCCCCUGCAUAAUCUAUUCAUUCUGAUAUAAAGUAGUACCAGAAAUCGAGUUUCUUAGUAGAUUCAGGGUUUUUGGGAUAUUUGCAAUUUUGGCCAAACCAGAAGCCGCUUCUCUGUCGGUUGUUCCUCAUCCUCCUUUAGAUUGGUGAUGGAAUAUGGCAUUUCUAUCUGGACGUCUUCUGAAGAAAUUAGUUUGUAAAUUGUAAUAUUUCAGUUUUUCAUUGUAUUUAGUUACAAAUUUUCAUUCACCUUUUAAUGCGUUUUGUUUAUCAUCUGUCAUCUGUGCAUGCUUAGUUGGUACAUGUACACUCUGGUCCUUCCUGAUUUAAGCUCUCGUUACUCUAAAUUUUGGUGGUUCACUUCAGUUUGAAUUAGUCUUUUGAACUGUGGUAUGGUAAUUGACUUUUGUGUAGUAUGUGAAUCUUAUUCUAGAAUGAAGCAAUAAUUGUUCUGUACAUAAUUCCA
Molecule: messenger RNA, 4096 nt
Organism: Prunus mume (Japanese apricot)
Lineage: Eukaryota; Viridiplantae; Streptophyta; Magnoliopsida; Rosales; Rosaceae
Product: putative disease resistance RPP13-like protein 1
Molecular function (GO): ADP binding
Source: RefSeq, a predicted model, not a curated record